AUGGAGAUGACGAGCAGCACGAUGGUGAAGCCGGUGCCGCACCCGCUCGUCGGCGAGAAGGUCGCGCUGACCAUCUUCGACCGCGCUGCCGCGGACGUCUUCGUCCCCACCUUGCUCGUCUACCUUGCGCCGGCGCCGGCCAACGAGGCGCUCAAGGAAGGCCUUCUCAAGGCCGUCGCGGCGUACCCCCACUUGGCGGGGCGCCUCACGGUCGACCAGCUCGGCCGGCGCUUCCUCCACGUCAACAAUGAGGGCGUGCUCCUUAUUGAGACCACGGUACAAGCUAACCUGGCGGACGUGCUCGUCGAAGGCCGGAUGCUCACCAGAGUCGACCACCUCUACCCUAAACCAGAGGUACUGAUCAAUCGAUGGAGGCAUUGCUUUCUUUCACGACUCACGUCACAUGAGAAGAUUGGGGCGGCGCUGCUACAGAUCCAGCUGAACAGGUACAAGUGCGGUGGUCUCGUGGUCGGGAUAUGCUCCCACCACCAUACCGCCGACGGUCACUCCAUGAGCAUGUUCUUCACCGCGUGGGCUACAGCGGUCCGAGAGGGUGAGGACUUCACCAUGCCAACCCCAUCCCUCGACCGUGCGAAAACCGUCGUGCCCCGCAGCACGCCGACGCCGGUGUUUGACCACCGGUCACUGGAGUUCACGAAUGGGAACGGUGCCGCAGCAUACGCCGUUAUUCCCAUGGACAGGAUAAAAAAUCUCAUGGUGCACUUCACGGCCGAGUUUGUCGCCGAUCUCAAAGCCCGUGUCGGUGCCCGCUGCAGCACGUUCCAGUGCCUGCUCGCGCACGUCUGGAAGAAGAUCACCGUGGCGCGGGGCCUCAAAUCGGAGGAGUUCACCAAGGUGAGGGUGGCCGUGAACUGCAGGGGCAGGGCCGACCCUCCCGUGCCGAUGAACUUCUUCGGGUACGCAUCUAGAUGA
Messenger RNA from Triticum dicoccoides, 933 nucleotides. RefSeq names its product tryptamine benzoyltransferase 2-like. Lineage: Eukaryota; Viridiplantae; Streptophyta; Magnoliopsida; Poales; Poaceae. Gene Ontology annotation, molecular function: acyltransferase activity, transferring groups other than amino-acyl groups. Bases 1 to 933 code for a protein of 310 amino acids. The transcript is spliced from 2 exons. The record is from RefSeq and is a predicted model, not a curated record.